AUGCGUGUCUACUCCGGAAAACUCAACAGCGAGUCCAAGACCGCUGAAAACGAGGUCAUCACCUUCGUCUUCAACAGCGGGCUCCAGCAGGGCUCGACCGCCGUUCUCACCGGCCAGUGGACGAAGAGCUACAGUGGCGAUCCCAAGGCCAAUUACAAUUUCCACGGCACCGUGACCAAGGCUUCCGGGAACUCGAUUGAGAUUUUCAAGGGGGAGAGGGCCUAUUACAUGUUCGAGGGCACUGUGGAUGGGGACAAGCUGAAUUUGACGAUGAAGAAGCAGGAUGGGUCUUACUAUGGUAAGGCCGAGUUGGAGCUUGUGUUUAAGGCGGAUUAG
Aspergillus alliaceus is the source of this 336-nucleotide messenger RNA. RefSeq lists its product as uncharacterized. The transcript has 2 exons. The coding region runs from base 1 to 336 and encodes 111 amino acids. NCBI's taxonomy places the organism in Eukaryota, Fungi, Ascomycota, Eurotiomycetes, Eurotiales, Aspergillaceae. The record is from RefSeq and is a predicted model, not a curated record.